AUGACAGCCAUCAGCAUCAGAAAGAGAAGCCCCUCUGGCUGCUCACAAUACACACAGCGCCGUGACCAGCCAAUCCCAACGACGGCCUACCACCACAAGCAAGGCCAGGCUGCUACUCGACAAACCAGAUGGAAGCACCGAGAGCCGUGGGCCAGACAACACGAAGACUACGGGCAUGCCUCCAACAAGCCACGUUGGGAUUGUGCAAAGGCAGAUGAAAUGUCUCAUAUGCGGUAUUCAAUGGAACGAGCGAGUCAUCUAAUGGUCAAUGACUCCGCGGAGAACCAUCUUCCAUUCCCUAUUCUCGAAUAUGUCCGACGUUGGCUUAGUAUCAAGCACACCCCAUAUAACUUCGGCGCCAGUCAUCGGAACUAUCUGAAUCCGAAUUCGCCCGCCGGAUUCUUCGUCAAUGGCGUGUCUGGCUCGAAUCAGGAAUUAUUCCCCCGAUUCAUAAGCGUCAUGCUUGCAGGUCUUUCCACAGCAUGGACGAACCCACCGAGCGCCGAUUUUGACCAGCAGUAUCUCCAGGAUGCACGUGAGUUGGUCGACAUCAUGUUAUCUGAGUCCAAGAGCCAAGAUACGCGACCGCCGUACUUCAACUUCAUUAUUGGAGCCUAUGUGUACUACGACAUGGCUACAUCGUUCCUCGUUCCUGUCAACCAGCAGCUGCCUCUCAAUACCGGUGAGAUGUAUGCCGCCGUGCUCGAUGUGGGCCAAGAAUAUCACCCUAUUGCGGGCUAUACAACAGAUAUCUUCUAUCUUCUAGGCACAGUAGGACGUUAUUGCCGAUCGGUCGUCGAGACUGGAGUUCGCGACGAAGCCCUUGAGGCCGUACUGGAAGAAGAGCUGGAGAAUUGGGAACCGAAUUUGGAUAGUCCCGAGUUGGGACUCAUGAGCAAUGCCUUUCGCAUGCAUGGGCUGAUUAGCCUCGCUGCCAUUUGCUACCGGCGACAGGAUGAAAACACACCACAGGAGCACCUCGACCUGUCCGUCAUGAUGGGCACGGAUAUGCAGGAGCAGAUUGAGAAGUGGCAGAACCCGAGGACUCCACCUGCUGGCGACGACAUCACCGACCAGGGACGGGGCCUCGAACCUGAUGAUGAGCCUGAAUCUGAUGACUUUCUCGAAGCGAUGGUUAGGAUGCGUGCUCUGAGUGUUAUUCGUGAUUUGGCCUCUAUACCAACAGACAAUGCUUGCAUCAAUCUCCAGGCGAUCCCGCUGUUCACCGCAGGGUCCGAAUUGACCAGAUCUGACCAAAAGGAGAGGCAAAUCGUUAUUCAACGUUUCAGAGAGCUGUAUUCAAUGAACCAUCUUCGUACGAACCUGUCGGCGCUGGAGAUACUCCCAGAGAUCUGGGCCCGCAAAGACCGAGGCGAAACUAUCAGUUGGCUGGAUGUUAUGGUUGAAAAGGGUUGGAGCUUGAUGCUCGGUUAA
Clonostachys byssicola is the source of this 1434-nucleotide messenger RNA. Lineage: Eukaryota; Fungi; Ascomycota; Sordariomycetes; Hypocreales; Bionectriaceae. The record is from the annotation of a GenBank genome assembly.